Paramecium tetraurelia is the source of this 5472-nucleotide messenger RNA. RefSeq lists its product as uncharacterized. The record is from RefSeq and is a predicted model, not a curated record. Lineage: Eukaryota; Ciliophora; Oligohymenophorea; Peniculida; Parameciidae. Gene Ontology annotation, biological process: plasma membrane organization. The transcript has 4 exons.
AUGGCAUAACAAAAAAAAGAUGAGGAAGAAAUCAAAACCUACAAAAUGAUUGAGGGUGACUAUUCAGUUCAAAUUAGAGUGCUGGAGGCCAAUGAUCUCAUACCCACCAUUUCCGGGUUUGCAGGCAUUGGGCUGCUUUCGUCUAAAGGCACUGCUUGCAAUGCAUUCGUCGAGUUGACUGUAUGUGGCUAAGUGAAACGAACUAAAGUUGUUAAGAAUCAAUUAAGUCCCAUUUUCAACUAGUUGAUCUCAUUCAAAUUAAAUGACAUGAAAAAGGCCCAAUUGUCAUCAGCUACCAUAACUGUGGCUGCAAUUGAUCGUAAGAAUCCACUCUUGGGCAAUAAAAUAAUCGGAUCAUAUGAGUUGGAUCUCAGUAGUGUGUAUUUCAGCUUACAUCAUGAAUUAUAUCGAACGUACCUAGCCCUUUCAGAUCCAACCGAUGAACGAGAAGGAACUAUGGGAUAUGUGUUGUGUAAUAUAAUGGUAUUAGGCCCUAAUGAUGAACCAUUUGUUCACGAUGUGGCCACUGAAAAAAAAGCAGAUGCCACUAAAGGAGCAACAUUGACUCCCAAAAAGAUCCAAUAAUGGCCUCAUUGCAUCCGAAUCAAUCUACUCAAAGGUGAACACAUGGUUCCUCUGGAUAUGACAGCAGCUGAAAUCGAUGCCUAUGUGGUUGUUAAAUAUGGCGGUUCCAAAAUCAAAUCCAAAGUUGUCACCAGUCGUAAUCCAGAAUGGUAUCAACAAUUGAACUUGGCUUGUAUGCUUCCCAAUCAAAGCAAAUUCGUGGACAUCAGCGUUUAUGAUCAUGAUCUUCUUGGAGAUGAUGACUUGGUUGGGACCUUCCAACUCCCAUUCAAGUCCAUCCCUGAAUUUGAAUCACAACCAAUGUGGGUCAAUCUCUAUGGUGCUCCUCUACGGGGAGAGUCUAAAAAGGCCGACAUGAUGAAUCUAUUUGGAAUGACGAUGGGUUCUCAUUACAGGGGAAGAAUCUGUUUCACUAUUUGUCGUUUCGAUCAAAGGGAUGCCAAAACCUUCAAAGAAGAUUUAAUCUAUAGAUUCCCAGAGAACCCUAUGCCAGUUCCAGAACAAAAGGGAUAUAUAUUGAGAGUAGACUUGCUUGAAGGACACGAAUUCCCAAUUCGGAAAUAAUCCAUCAUUCAAGUCAAAAUGGGACCAUAUCUAUUGGUCAGUCAACCUGCCACUGUUUAGGAUGGAUCAUGCAUGUUCUAUGAAAAUCUACCAGACAAGAAGGUACUAUUCCCCAAAACUGUCACUGAAAUACCAGACAUUAUCAUUUAUAUGGCAGAUGACAAUAUUGAGGAUCGAAGACACAGUUUCAUUCGAUUGAAACCCAAAGAUUACUUGGAUAUUCCUCUACGUCCUCAAAUAUUUAAGAUGACUGAGGACAGAUCAUUGGAUUUGGUGAAAGAUGAUGAAUUUCCAGGGUUUCUCUUUGCUAACAUUCAACUAAUGAGUAAUAUGCCAGGAAAGAGAGAACCCUAUAAACCGAAUGCUCAAUUGAAACUAGAUUAUCAAUUGAGAGUUUAUUUGUAUUUAGGGAGAAACAUCCCUCCUGCAGAUGCUACCGGUACUUCAGAUCCCCUAGUGAAGAUAAGGUGUGCAGGACAAAUCGUAUAAUCCAAGGCUUGUACAUAAACGUUGAAUCCUGGUUGGUACGAAACCCUAAAAUUGGAUGUGAAAUUGUAUCCUUUCGACUAAGAAGUCAUAGUGCCUUCAGGAAUGUUCGUAAUGGUUUUCGAUUAGGAUCUGGAUGAAGACAACAAGGCCUCUUAUGAUUUGAUUGGGAGAAUAUGGAUCACUCUGGAACCCUAAAAGAUGCAAUUUUAGACCGAUAGUGAGAUUGUUGAUAUGUUCUACAAAAAACCUAAAUGGUACAAUAUAAGGUAUGAUGCAACUGAUGAAGUCUAAGGAUAAAUACUCUUAGCAUAUUCAAUUAUUCCCAAGGAGAAGGCACAUCUUAUUCCUGAUGAGAGUAUUUAUCCUAAUUGCGCCAAACAGGACCUCAAUCUCUUCUGCAUUGGAUUGCGUAACUUCGAGGACAUGGUCUCAAAUAUUACACCAAGCAAUGUUUCUGUUUCCUUCGAUAUCAGUGGUGAUGAUUACGAUCCCAUCUACACUGAUUACAAGAAAGUGAAGGAGAAGGGUGUGAACAUCAAUAGACUAAUCCCAAUUUCAGUGGAUGUCCCCAAAAAUCAGCAUUUCUCACCUGUCAUUGAUUGCUAUGUGUGGAAUCAAGAGUUGCCAGACAAACCUAAGCUUUUGGGUGUCUAGACCAUUUAACUCUCCAGGAUACUUGCAGAAUAUUACACCAAAUUGAAAUUGAAGCCUGGAGAGCAAAUGCCAGUUGAAUUUGAUGAGUCAGAUGAAGAAGAAAAUGAAUUGAUGAAGAAAUUAGAAGAAAAGCAAAAACCCCUUGGAUUGGCACAAAUUAAGGAAGCCAAUGCCAAUGAGGAGGAUGAACCAUUUGAUCUUGACAAAAUUGAUUUAAAUAUUCCACAAGAAUUGCCUUUCAAGAAAAGAGUGGUUGAUGAUUACGAAUAUCAGGAGUACGUGAGGAAACAAGAAGAGGACUAUUAACGCAUAAAAGAGGAAGAAGAAGAUCUACUUAAGCAAUCCCAAAUAGGAGAAUCAAAUGUCUAAGACUUGAUGAAUUUACAAGAUGAUGUUCCAGUCUACAGACCUACCACAUUUGGAGGUGGUGGCUUGUAAAUAGGCCAAGAAGCACCUAAUCUAUAAUAAUCUCACUUUUCCAAUCAAAGCAAUAUCAUUAUCGAGUAGUUUCCCAAGGAAGAGCAUGCUCCAGAAGAACAAAUCCCAGUGCGAGUCACUAGACCUAUGGAUAAUGAUAAUAUCGGUGAGAACAAUCCAGUCUAAUCUAAUAAUAAUAUAGGUGAGAACAAUCAAAUUCAAUCUCGCAAUAAUCUAUAGAGUCACUAAUCAUUAAGACAAUCCUAAUCGCAAAAUGAGAGAGUAUAAAACAAUGAUCAAGCCAGUCAAAAUCAACAACAACAAUAGAGGGAUCAAAGGAGUAUAUCCUAAUAGUAAGUAGGACAAUAACCUGUGUCUCAAUCAAAGAGAGGAUCACAAUAGCAAGAAGUUAUUGAAUAAAGGAAUUAAUCUAUUUCAUAGUAAUAAAGAAGAGAAUCAUAAUAGUAAGCAAAUGUAGUAAAUGAAUAACAACCUUAAUAGUCAAGGAGGUCAUCAUAAUAAUAGCAAUUACUAUAGAAAUAACAGUCACAAUAACAAUCACAAUAAUAAAUCGAAUAAUAACAGAGAUAACAAUCACAAUAAUAAAUUGAAUAAUAGCAAGAAAUUUAACUUUAAAAACAGUAGUCUCGUAGAUAAUCUGAACAACAAUAACCCAGAUCGAAGUAGUAAUCUAUACAGAGAAAUGAUGAUUUGUAAUAGAGACAACAAUCACAAUAGUAGUAGCUUGAGAAACAAUAAUCAAACAAACUUGGCUAAUCCCAGGAUUUCUAAUAAAGAUCGCCAUCCAUUCCCAUAUCCCCAAUUCAAAAUAGAAAUGGAUAUAGCUAAGGCAGUCAACAACAGAUUGAGGAUUUUAAUUUUCAACCCAAUUUGGAAGAAUCCAGAAUAGUACCCUCAGAACCAAAGUCUAAAACUAUGAAUGAUCAAUAGUAAAUGAAAAUAGGGUAGAGAGUCAUUUAACCACCUAUUCAAGGAUCUCAAAGAAGCAUCAGAAUGCUAAGUUAAGUUGAUUAACGAGUUGUAUUUGAAGCUGAGUAACACGUCAAGAAUUAAGUAGAAUUAAGUCGUAGACAAUCCUAAUAAAUUCAAGAAGUAUAAGCUGUCUAACCAUAAGCAAAUCUAUCGGAUUAGCUUCAAUAAUUGUCUCAAUAACAAUAGCCUUUAAAGACCUUAUAGGUUCCAACUGAUUUAUCUUUUUCCAAAGCUUCCAAAGUAUCCUCAAAAGCAUUGUCAGUUAAUUCUGGUCCCAAAGACAAUAUGGAUGCAGUGAAGAAACCCAAAUAAAAAAAGAAGAUGAUGUCGAAGGGUUCCAAAAAGGCGAAGCUAUUUGGCUUUGCUGCCUUGUUACCAAAAAAGAAAAAAACUACUGAUAUUGAAACAUACGAAGAUUUUGAUACAGAUGACGGAGAGGAUUUGGAUGUAACGCCUGAAUGGUUGAAGGGCAGGAAGUUUUUACCUGAUGAUUUGGAGGACAAAAUGAAAACUAGCAAGAAAUUCCUUAAGUACACAAUAAUGACAGGAUAGAGUCGAGGCAAAGAUACCUAAUUCUUAACUGAUAAGAAUGGACCUUCAAGAGUCUGCGAUUUUAAGUGUCUGUUCUUAGAGGUCAAGCCUGGGUAGGAUAUCGAGAAAAAGAAGGAAAUGUAUAUUAAAAUGAUGAGACCCAAAUAAUAUGUAUGCAGAUUAUACAUUCUAUCAGGAAUCGAUAUUUAAAGUGGAGGGGAUGAACCACCUGAUUUGUACAUAAAAAUAAGAACAGCAACAAAAGAGCAUGAUUUGAAAAUGCUUUCAUUAAGACAAAGCACAAAUAAUCCUUAAUUCUAUUUCCCAUUUGAAUUAUAAAUGGAAGUUCCAGGAUCUGCUAUUAUAGAAGUUGAAAUUUGGAGUGCCUAAUCAAUUGGCGAUGAAUUAGUGGGUACCUCUCUGAUUGAUUUGGAGGAUAGAUAUUUUUCGGUGAUGUGGCAUCAAUUUGAGAAGAAACCAAUUGAGAAUAGAAAUAUUAAGGAUGAUUUUGGAUCCUCAGUUGGCAGAUUGUAAUUAUGGAUUGAUUUGGUAGAAAAGGCUUAUGCCAAAAAAGACCCAAUGAUUAAAAUUACUGCUCCUCCUCGUUAUUAAUUUGAACUAAGAGUAAUUAUUUUUGAAACAAGAAAUUGUGUAUUCAAAGACGAAUUAGAGAAAUGCAACGAUUUGUACUGUAAGGCAGGAAUUGCCAACUAAGAACUUCAAGAAACAGAUAUUCAUUGGAGAUGCAGGGCUAAAGGUUCAUUUAAUUGGAGAAUCAAGUAAAAGGUUACUUAUCCAGCACUUCCAGAUGAAUUCGGAACUGAUAAGUUUAAAAUUCAAUUGUGGGACAAGGAUAUUGUGGGAUCAGAUGAAUUGAUAGGAGAGACAACAUUCAAUUUGAAUACGCACAAGAUGAUUGACAAAGCUGUGAAGAGACUUUAAGCAACAUCCUUAACUCAACGAAUAAGAGAGAAGGGAGGUGUAAUAACUGACAGACUUUGGUUGGAUGUAUACCAUCCAGAUGCAGUGGACGAGGAAGGGUAGAAGAUAUCAUAAGGACAAGUCUUGUGUUCUUUUGAAUUGAUGCCACUCACUGAGGCUGAGAAAAAACCAAAUGGAUUUGGCAGAGAUCCUCCGAAUGUGUUCCCUCCAUUGAAUGAGCCCACUGGUCGAUUGUCUUUUGAUAUCACGAAUCCACUUGGUUUUAUUAAGGAGAUUAUGGGUAGUAUUCUGAUUUGA